AUGUUACGCAAAACCGCUCUUCUCGCCCUUGCGGCUCUCCUCCCCUUCUCCCUUGCCCAAGUCUCUGAGGACUUCGAAAGCGGAUGGGACCAGACCGCAUGGCCUACCUACGCGGCCGACUGCAACCAGGGCGGUAAAGUCACCCUGGACAGCUCCACCGCCUACAGUGGCAAGAAUUCGAUGAGGGUUGAUGGUGCGGGUGGCUACUGUGGACACAUUUUCUUCGGCACGACGAAAAUCCCCAGUGGAGAUGUUUACGUCAGGGCUUACGUGAAAGCCUCCAAGGCCCUCACCGACUCGCACGUCUCCUUCAUCACCAUGACCGACGCCGCCCAAGCCGCCGGAAAGCAUCUGCGCAUCGGCGGCCAGAGCAAAAUCAUCAUGUACAACCGCGAGUCCGACGACGCCACGCUGCCCGACCUGUCCCCGCAGGGCAUUGCCGCCUCCACCGCGCUUCCCACGGGACAGUGGAAAUGCUUCGAGUACCACAUCGGCACCGACGGUACGGUUGAGACGUGGCUGGACGGCACUGCUAUUGCCGGGCUGACCGUCAAGCCGGGCACGACGAAUGCCAAUGCCGGCCAGUGGACGAGGAGCAGCUACAAGCCUAAGAUUACCGCUAUCUACUUUGGGUGGGAGUCGUAUGGCGGGGACACGAAUACGUUUUGGUAUGAUAAUAUUAGCAUUAGCUCGACUCGUGUUGGGUGUACAUGA
Trematosphaeria pertusa is the source of this 714-nucleotide messenger RNA. RefSeq lists its product as uncharacterized. The record is from RefSeq and is a predicted model, not a curated record. NCBI's taxonomy places the organism in Eukaryota, Fungi, Ascomycota, Dothideomycetes, Pleosporales, Trematosphaeriaceae. The coding region runs from base 1 to 714 and encodes 237 amino acids. The transcript has 2 exons.